This is a messenger RNA of Toxoplasma gondii ME49, 2082 nucleotides long. RefSeq lists its product as hypothetical. The coding region runs from base 507 to 1373 and encodes 288 amino acids. The record is from RefSeq and is a predicted model, not a curated record. Lineage: Eukaryota; Apicomplexa; Conoidasida; Eucoccidiorida; Sarcocystidae. The transcript has 3 exons.
ACGAAUAUCGCUUGUCACUUUAGUAAUAUGUUCUUGGUUUCGUGUCAGCUCCUAGUGCUGAUGUGUAGGUCAGGGCUUAGACCCCUUGAAAAUGUGUAAAUGGUAUACUAAAGAAGCUUGUCUUUAUCCAUCUGACGUCUCUAUUUCGUAGCCUACAUGGCACAGCGUUACUUGAUGGCGCACAUGCGAUGACUAAAUUCGUAGAAUACUCAGGUUUAGGAAACUCCUCUUUUUCGAGGUGUGCAAGAUGUUGACGUUGGCCUUCUCUGCAUCCUUUUCUUGCAUUCUUCGUCUGUGGUCUGGGUGGGCCAUGUGUGAGGUCUGAAUCCAGAACACUAUGUGCAAGCUAUCAUGGGAGGUCGCGCUGUUCAGUUUUUGAACAGUUUGGUCUGACACGCUUAUCCACCUUCUUCCGCCAUGCAAAUGAGACAUCUUUAGCACGCGUGAUCUGCUGCAACUUCUGUUUCAGAAACAGCUGCCGAGUUUAUGUCUUGCAGGGGAAGACCAUGGCCUUUAAUCGGCGAACUGAUUGUACACAUGGAAACCCAGUUAUCGGGCAGCGGGCAUGGAAACACGAGCUGGAGAUGCACCAGCAGCGGCUGAGGAACAUGAAACCUCAAGUCGACACGCGAGCCCCUGCUAGUGAUGCUUUCCAUCGGGCAGUUCGCAAAGAUUUCUACACGGAACAGAGAAAGAAGACGAACGAUGCCUUUGAGAACCUCAAAAUGCUCCGCGCUAUCGCGACUACCAUGAACAGGUCUUCGGAACUCUCGAGGCCACAAGAAGCAACGAAACAUAGCCUCAACGAAGCAGCCAGGCGAAGGGAGCUCCUCCGCAUAUACGAACAGAAUCAGUUACUUUUGCAUCGACUGGAGGCUACGAAGCCUGUGUAUGUCAUGAACCGGACAGAGCGAGAAUUUCUCGAGCAGGAGAGGUGGGUGUCAUUGUGCAGCUACUCGACGCGGCGGUUACGCCAGCGAGCUGGCAGGAAAUCCCCUACGUCUCCAGCGAGGCCGUGUACUUCCUCUCAGCCCAGAACAGUUCAGCUGAAGAGCGACAAUCAUGCACGCACGAGAUCCCCCUUGGCGUGCCCAGCUAUGCUGAAACCUACAUAUCAAACUGCGACUGCGGCACCGAAACGCGAAGAUGGCCACAGGCUGCUGACGGGGUCGAAGAGUGCCCCGAAUUUGAGAAGCUGUAACAGGACAGAGAAGGAAAAUGACGUGGAUGGCAUCUGCGAUGACACUCGCCAUGAAUUUCGUUGGAAAGAUUAUACCGUCUACCCGACCAGCACUGCCAUGGGCGUGAAGCCUCACCGUUUCAAAGAAAGCGAUUUGACUGCACAUCGACAGCCAUUCAAGAAAAAGAAGUGACGCUUGGUUCUGCCCGAGCAUGUAUCCGAUUAAUGUUCAGUAAGCAGCUACGCAUACAUACUGCGACACUUCAGUACCAAAAGGGACGCUCCGUGGGCUUUUUAUUGGAGACAGGCAAGAUAGGAAGCACCAACGUGCCCUACCAAAACAUUUUUUUGAGAGCCGUCUCAGAUUGCACAAUAUGCUCACUUUGGGAUGCGUACGCAUACGGGCCACGUAUACACACAGGUAAAAUGAUGUGUCGAGAGAACUGAACCGCGAAAGCGUAUGCAUGGUGCCUUGGCCUUUCACCGAAGAGGUGUAUGAACACAAACGUUUAAAAAAUAUUGGUGUCCAUAGGUAUGUCGACUUUCUGUGAUAAAACGAUUUUUCUUCCCUGAGUCGCUUGUUGGGCGGUACCAUCUGGUUUCGUGCUAGGAUAUACUUUGUAAACUUCAUUACUAGUAACAACCAUCUCUCCGACAGUCCGUGGACCUCAGAGAAACACACGACCCGGAUUUGUUUUCGGGAAACGGAGUAAAUCAAGCAGAACGAUCAAGCAGGUAUCCGAGCCUACUGAUGUUCUUCAUUGACAAACCAAGGGUCUCGAUAUUGAAGUGUUUGCGCCGGAACAAACAGUGCCACAUGCUACUGUGACUCGGACACACCGACAACUCUGCGAACAACUUAUGGUUUACGGCGGACAUGAAGGACUUUUGCGAGGUGUUCU